AUGCGGUUCUUUACCUUGGCGGUGUUUGUUAGCGCAUCCUUUGCUCAGACUAUCAACGUCGGUGGCAAGGACAUACCCGUCGACAAGUCUGCCAUUGCCCCAGCCAGUGAGGUCGUUUCCAGGAGUUCUUCCAAGGCCAAGGCCCCUCUCUUCCUUGAUGAGUCUACACAGCUCACCGAUAGGGUCCUCAACAACCUCACUUCCCUUGGACUCUCUCAUAUUGAAUUGUUCGAGUUCGAUAAUGACAAAGAAGAGACUAUCCACCGAAGAAGCCUCUUUGGUCAGUGCAAGACGGCUCCUGGAGACGACUACUUCCCCAGCGAUAAGCUCUGGGCAGUAUUCGACUACCUCCUCGGCGAUGCCCUUCAAAAGACAGUCCCAUAUGCCUCGGUCUGUUAUGAGGAUUCCGAGUUUGGCAACUACAACAAGGCCAAGUGUGAUUACCUCAUGAACAACUGGUUCAACAACUCCUACGUCCCAACUGAGGAUCCCACUGCUGUCAACGCCGUCUUGUAUCAGGGCCAGUCAUGUCUCCCCCCUUCCCUCUUUGCAUCUGCCAAGUCUUGCACUGUCGGUGGCUACCCUCUGUACACCGUUGAUGCUACAAAUGUUGCGCAUAUUCAGCUCGCUAUCAACCUAGCCCGCAGUCUGAACCUGCGUCUUGUCAUCAAGAACACAGGUCACGACUUUGGUGCCAAGUCUACCGGUUACGGUGCCUUGUCCAUCUGGACUCAUAACCUCAAGUCCAUCGAAGUCUAUGAGGAUUAUGAGGAGGGUGACUACAAGGGCCCUGCCGUCAAGGCUGGAGCUGGUGUCCAGGCCUACGAGGUCUAUGAGGCUGCUAAGGAGCAUGGUGUCACUCUCAUCGGCGGAGAAGGUCAGACCGUCGGUGUCAUGGGCGGCUUCAUCCAGGGUGGCGGCCACGGUCCUCUCUCUGGAAUCCACGGCAUGGCUUCCGACUCUGUUCUCUCCUUCGAGGUAGUCACUGCUGAUGGCCACCUCGUCACCGCCAGUGAGAGCUGCAACCCUGAUCUCUUCUGGGCCAUCCGUGGAGGAGGCGGUGGCACUUUUGGUGUAGUGACCUCUGCUGUUGUCAAGGCUCACCCCAAGGUCUCCGUCGCCACCUUGACCUUUGCCUUUGCCUCUGGCGUCGAUGGUCUCACUGACGAAGUCUUCUGGAAGGGUGUCAAGGCAUUCUGGGACCGCUUCCCCGAGUACGCCAAGGACAACGGCAACUACGAGUACUUCCUCAUCACCAAGACUGAGACUGGCUACAGCUUCUCCAUGCAGCCCUGGUUCGCUCCCAAGUUUACCGUGGAGAAGCUCAAGAAGCUUGUGGCCCCUCUAUUCGCCGACUUCAAGGAGCUUGGCAUCAGCACCAAGCCCGAGUAUGCCGAGUUUGACGAUUUCUACCCUGCUUGGCAGGCCUCGUUCCCUCUUGAGGGUUGGGGCAAUCCAGCCAUCCGCCAGGGAAGUCGCCUAUUCCCCGAGGAGAACUGGGCCGACGAGACCAUUAUCAGCAAGACAUUUGAUGCCAUCAAGGGCAGUAUUGAGGACUACGGCUGGUUCAUCGCCUUCAACGUUUAUGCUGGUCAUGAGGGCUAUCCUGACACAGCCGUCAACCCAGGCUGGCGAACAGCUCUCGUCCACGGUAUCGGUGCCGUCUUCUGGGAUGUGACUGCUGACGAGGAGACUAAGAAGAAUAUAUCCGACAGCCUGACCAACGACUACAUCCAGCGAUGGCGAGAUGUUACCCCUGGUGGUCACGCAUACUGCUCUGAGAGCGACUACAUCGAGCCCGAUUUCCAGCACUCGUUCUGGGGUAGCAACUGGGAGCGUCUGGUCGAGAUCAAGGAGAAGUGGGAUCCCUAUGAUGUCUUUUACGCCACCAACGGCGUUGGCUCAGACAAGUGGGAGCUCCAGGACAAGAUCUUUGGCAACUUGCCCAACCAGAACAGCAAACUUUGCCGAGUGUAA
Messenger RNA from Fusarium vanettenii 77-13-4, 1977 nucleotides. RefSeq lists its product as uncharacterized. NCBI's taxonomy places the organism in Eukaryota, Fungi, Ascomycota, Sordariomycetes, Hypocreales, Nectriaceae. The transcript is spliced from 2 exons. The coding region runs from base 1 to 1977 and encodes 658 amino acids. The record is from RefSeq and is a predicted model, not a curated record. Gene Ontology annotation, molecular function: oxidoreductase activity; FAD binding.